GCUUGAUACUGCAAACCGGCUGUUCCGUAGCGCACUUACAACGUGUAGGAAUACGAUAACAACCUAACCGCAAAUUGAGCAGUACUAAUUUUCCAGGAGGUGUUCGUAAGUUUUUGGGCGCGUAAUAUACGUGAAAUGAUUUUUAAAAUAGUCGUCGGAAAACCAUGUGUUCGAAUCAUUAUAAAAUACUCCGCAAAAAAACAGUAGCAUAUACGCUCUAAAUACGAAACAACUUGCUUUAAUUUGCGAACGAUGUAACGUCAAUUUUAAACCCAGUAAAAUUCACUGUAUUUCACGUUGUAAAUUAGCAACAGUUAACCAUUGAAAAUAUGCAAAAAUGGAUCGAAAAAAGUGUCAAUUUUGUGAACAAACCGGAUGGAUUCAAUUCAUGUUACGAAUGCCGUGCCGGAAUUUUUGCUGUAUUGUACACCCACUGAAUAUUCCUUCAUUUUAGACAGCUGUCUAUUGAAUUAUCAUAAUUGAAAAAACAUCCGACAUCCUAAAACUAAGCGAAUUAAUGAUAGUCUCAAAUAGUUACACCAUAUACUGCGCUGAAAAUAAAAGAUUAGCUUUUGUUUCUAACAUUUGACAGCUCGCUGAAGAUUUCAAUAUGCGGAAAAUUAUUCUAGCCUUGCUGAUUCUAGGGCCCUGCAUAAAUGCCUACAAAAUUUUGAUUUUGUUCCCAAGCCCACUUCACAGCCAUCAAUUACCAAUAAACGCUCUGAUCGAGGCUUUGGUUGCAAAAGGACACAGUGUUUUUGCAGUCACUCCAAAUUUUAUCCCAGGAUUGGGAUCUAACUACACCCAUGUGGACGCGUCCUUUACUUACAAGUAUCUUCGAGAAAAAGCGAAGGAGUUAAGUGACAGCGACGUGGUGAAAGAGGUCAGCAAAUGGGAUAAUGUUCCGGGAGUCAGGUUGAUCAGCGAGUGUGCCAAACGGCAAUACUUAAGCGAACAAUUUUUGCAAUUUCAACAGCAGUUGAAACGUGACAACAUCCAGUUCGACGUCAUCAUUGUGGAGUCAUGUUUCCUGCCGUACGGAUGCGCCGUGCGUCGGGUGCUGGGCCAGGAGCGGGCCCCUCUCAUCACCCUCUCGACGGUUUCCGGACCGGAUCUCUUCGGCGAGGGGCACAUGGGCAGCAUCCUCCACGGCUCCUUCUCGCCGUAUCUCCUCAAUGGCUACACCGAUAGGAUGAGCCUCUGGCAGCGCCUCGAAAACUGGGUCUCCUCGUCGAUCCUCACGUGGCAGUUCCGCGUGGCCAUGGAGGAUUCCGUACGGGACUACGUCCGCGAGGCCACCGGAAGGCCCGCCACCCAAGCCGAUGUCGACUGCUGGCGCGACGUCAGCCUCGCCUUUUUGGCCUCCAAUUCCCUCUACUACUAUCCGCGCUUGUUGGCGCCCAACACCAUCGAGGUUGGGCCGCUGCAUAUCAGACCGCUGGAGAAACUUCCUCAGGACAUACAGAGCUGGUUGGAUGGUGCAGAAAAAGGGGUUGUCUACUUCAGUCUAGGGACCAAUGUACUAAGCAGCAGAUUACACAAAGACAAUGUGGCAAAUUUUCUCAGAGCUUUCAAAGAGUUGCCUGCCGGGUAUCGAGUGCUUUGGAAGUGGGAAAAUGGCACUAGAAUUGCGGGACAGCCGGAUAACGUGAUGAUUCAAAAUUGGCUUCCGCAGCAAAGUGUUUUAGCUCACCCAAACGUGAAAGCUUUCAUCACGCAAGGCGGUUGUCAAAGUUUCCAGGAGACCGUUCAUUUCGGAGUGCCGACAAUCGGAAUUCCGUGGGGCUCUGAUCAGAAAAUGAACGUUCUAAAAAUGGUGGGUGUUGGAAUUGGCGUCAAAUUGGACCCAGUCGAGCUUUAUUCCGACAGAAAAAUCAAAACGGCCAUUAAGACCGUCCUGCUCAAUGAUAGUUAUAUGCACAACAUGAAGAAAUACUCUGCUAUAUCACGAGAUUUCACAUCUCAAGCAAAAGACAAAACUAUUUUCUGGAUAGAGCACGUGGCCAGACAUGGAGGAGCAUCUCACCUGAGGCCAGCAACGGCUGACACAACGUUCUUCCAUUUCUUCUGCUUGGACAUCAUAGCAGCAAUACUCGCCACAGCUGUACUGUCCGUCUAUACAAUCAUAAUUAUUUACAAACGCCUCUUUAACAGGUCCUGAGAAUAGACCCGGAUACGCACUGCUGCCAUAUAAAGAUCCCCGUAAAGAUCAAUUGUAAUGCAAGAAAGAAUAAAUAUGAAAGAAAUUAAAAGUA
Molecule: messenger RNA, 2255 nt
Organism: Bemisia tabaci
Lineage: Eukaryota; Metazoa; Arthropoda; Insecta; Hemiptera; Aleyrodidae
Product: UDP-glucosyltransferase 2
Molecular function (GO): UDP-glycosyltransferase activity
Source: RefSeq, a predicted model, not a curated record